Messenger RNA from Macrosiphum euphorbiae (potato aphid), 1410 nucleotides. Lineage: Eukaryota; Metazoa; Arthropoda; Insecta; Hemiptera; Aphididae. The record is from the annotation of a GenBank genome assembly.
AUGUGCCGUUGUCUGUUGUCCAAUCGUCAGUUAGUGGCCACUGUUGGCCGCACUUAUGACGUUUUACGCAGUCAUCAUCGCCUCCAACGGUUCUACUCGAACAGAAACGUGUUGAAAUUAUACGAACGACAAAUCAUACAAAACAUGUUUCCCGAUAAUUCUAGCAAUGAAAUAAUUGAUUUAUUGACAAAGAGAAACCAAUGUGUUUAUGCUGGAUUCGACCCGACAGCGGACAGUUUACAUAUAGGAAACUUACUAGUCAUUAUAAACCUAUUACAUUGGCAGCGUGCCAACCAUAAAGUUAUUGCAUUAAUUGGUGGAGCUACAGCCCAAAUAGGUGAUCCAAGUGGAAAAUCAAAGGAUCGAGAUAAACAGUCUUCGCAGAUGUUAUCUCAUAACAUUAAAGGCAUUACCCACAGCUUACAAUCCAUAUUUGACAAUCAUGCAAAAUACUUAUGGAAACAAAAAGAUCCUCUACCAGAGCCAAUAAUAAUUAAUAACAUGGAAUGGUAUGAAGGUAUUGGUGUCAUUGACUUCAUGAACAAUAUUGGCCGACAUUUCAGGAUGGGUACCAUGUUGUCUAGGGACAGUGUUAAGUCUCGUCUAUCUGGUAGUGGGAUGAGUUUUACAGAGUUUACUUACCAGACUUUUCAAGCUUAUGAUUGGCUACAUUUGUUUAAAAAAUACAAAUGUUUAUUUCAAAUAGGAGGAAAUGAUCAAAUGGGUAACAUUAUGUCUGGUCAAGAACUAAUUAGUCGACAAGAAAAUGCUAAAGUUUAUGGACUUACAGUACCCCUAAUAACCACAGACUCUGGGGAUAAGUAUGGUAAAUCGGCUCAAAAUGCUAUAUGGCUGAACUCAGAUCGAACAUCACCUUUUGAACUAUACCAGUUUAUGAUACGCACAGUAGAUGCUGAUGUAGAAAAAUUGUUAAAAAUGUUUACAUUCCUUUCACUACCUGAAAUAGCUGAACUGAUGAGAAGACACAAAGCUACUCCUGAUAAACGAAUUCCUCAUGAAUCAUUGGCACGUCAAGUUACCACUUUGGUGCACGGAGAAGAGGGUCUUCAAGAAGCAUUAGUAGCAACAUCGGCAUUAUAUGACAACAGCAUUGAGACCCUUAGUACAUUGAGUGUUAAUGAUAUUUUAAAAAUAUUUAAUGGUGCAACUGUUGUUGAACUAAUGCUUGAACCUGGUAUCACUGUACUGAAAAUGGCAAUGAAUGCAAAAUGUUUUUUGACCGAUAGGGAUGCAUAUCGAAUAAUUUCAGCUGGUGGAUUUUAUAUUAACCAUCAAAGAAUAACCAAUAUAGAUGAAAUUGUAACUUUGUCCAUACACAUUUUACCUAAUAAUAUUUCUUUAGUGAGAGUUGGUAAACGGAACUAUUGGAUUGUCAAGUGGAUAAUGUAA